Molecule: messenger RNA, 1007 nt
Organism: Beta vulgaris subsp. vulgaris (sugar beet)
Lineage: Eukaryota; Viridiplantae; Streptophyta; Magnoliopsida; Caryophyllales; Amaranthaceae
Product: 60S ribosomal protein L15-1
Exons: 4
Coding region: 148-762 (204 amino acids)
Biological process (GO): cytoplasmic translation
Cellular component (GO): cytosolic large ribosomal subunit; ribosome
Molecular function (GO): RNA binding; structural constituent of ribosome
Source: RefSeq, a predicted model, not a curated record
UGAAACAAACCAUCUAUGAAAGGUAGCCGGCCCAUUGUAUUGGAUUUAGUCUCUCUACAAAACCCCAAAUAACUCCAACGCUCAUCUCAUUUGGCGGAAACCCUAGUAACUCGCAGAAGCUCAGGAGUCAGGUAGCAGCAAGCAGCCAUGGGUGCGUACAAAUACGUGUCCGAGCUAUGGAGGAGGAAACAAUCGGAUGUGAUGAGGUUCGUUUUGAGGGUCAGAUGUUGGGAGUACCGUCAACUCCCUUCCAUUGUUCGCGUCACUCACCCUACUCGCCCUGACAAAGCUCGACGCCUCGGUUACAAGGCUAAACAGGGAUAUGUGAUUUACCGUGUUCGUGUACGAAGAGGUGGUCGAAAGAGGCCUGUGCCAAAGGGUAUUGUGUAUGGUAAGCCAACCAACCAGGGAGUUACUCAAUUGAAGUUCCAGCGUAGUAAGAGGUCAGUUGCGGAAGAGCGAGCUGGUCGUAAAUUGGGCGGUCUUAGGGUUCUCAAUUCCUACUGGCUCAAUGAGGACUCAACUUACAAGUAUUUUGAAGUUAUCCUUGUUGACACUGCCCAUAACGCUGUCCGAAACAACCCGAGAAUCAACUGGAUUUGCAACCCUGUCCACAAGCACAGGGAGCUUCGUGGUCUUACAUCAGCAGGGAAGAAAUACAGAGGUCUUCGUGGUAGGGGUCACUUGAACCACAAGAACAGGCCAUCUCGCAGGGCUACAUGGAAGAGGAACCAGACUCUCUCCUUGCGCCGAUACCGUUGAUUUUGGCUAUUUGGUCAUCUUUUUGAUAUCAUUUGUCAGGUUCUUUUUUUGGGUCUGCGACGCUACUUUGUCCUGUAAUUGAUAUUACUGAGUGUCUGAGCUGGUUAAUACUGUCUAUAACAGAAGCCUGAGCAUCUUAGGUUUCUCCAGUGUUGGUUAUGGUUACUUUUCUUACCUUUUUGGGUUAUUAUCUGUGGGAUGUUAAGUUUUUAGUUGAAAUGAAAGAUUGGAAACUUUCUUAUAAU